AUGAAUGUUUAUAACUUAACUGCACAUAAUUCCACUGACAAGCAAUGUUAUUGCGUUAUUUGGCGCUUGGAACCCUCUGGUUCUCAGCCCACGAAAUGCAGAACUUGCAUUAGAUUGGAUUUAACUCCAACUGAAGAAAAUAUAAAUAAAAAACAGCUACAUUUAGAAGAAGUUAACUUAAGAAGAACUUUAUAUGUACAAGAUGCUGAAAACGAGGAUUCAGAAACAAAGAUUUACUCAGCGGACUUGCAAAAGGUAUUUCUUUUGCCCAGGAUGCCAAAAGUUAAAGACUCAUUUUUUACUUCACGUCUUGUCGCAUUCAACGAAACCUUUGCUGUUAAAGGAAAAUCAAAGAAAUCACCACAUUAUUGCAUUUUGCGGCAUGAAGGCAAAGCUGGGCGAAGAGCCGAUGACGUGGCAUGUUCAUUUAUUAAGUUUAUUCAGUUGCAAAGAGAUGCAGAAAGCCUCAUUAUUUGGAUGGAUAAUUUUACCGGCCAAAAUAAAAAUUGGGUCUUGUAUUCUGCUCUAAUUGUUUAUAUUAAUUCUGAGUAUUGCACAACUAAAAAUAUAACUCUCAAAUACCUUUUAACUGGUCAUACAUACAUGGCUGCGGAUGGCCUUCAUGGAAAAAUAGAGCAAUAUGUAAAAAAAGUUGGCAAUGUUGAAGAUUUUAACGAUUUUGCUGAGGCCUGUAAUAAAGCAGUGUCCCGAAAUAAAGUUAUAUGUCUUGAAAUUUCAGACUUUAUGAAAUUUGAGAAUGUGUGUAAAAGUGCUACUGGUUCAGCAAAGAAAAAAUCUGUGGGAGACGAUGUGUCAUUUUUAAAAGAUAUAGUGGAAGUACGAUUUAUAAAAGGCCAACAAGAAUUUUUUUAUAAAACUGAUUUUCGUGACGAACAAUAUAAAGAAACAAAAAAUUUAAUUAAACGAAAAACAGAACUAAAUAUACCCAAACCGCUUACCACGGUUCGUGGAGUAUCUCCUAAAAAGAAGGAUGAUAUUAUGAAAGCCUUAGUACCUGCGAUGAAACCAUCAAAAAGGUUAUUUUGGGAAAAUUUGCCCACAAAUUUAAUGUUCCAGAUUUAUUGGAAGAAGGUUAGCUACGCUUAUAUAUGGACAAAAGACUUUGUCUAA
Molecule: messenger RNA, 1131 nt
Organism: Psylliodes chrysocephalus
Lineage: Eukaryota; Metazoa; Arthropoda; Insecta; Coleoptera; Chrysomelidae
Source: the annotation of a GenBank genome assembly